GGAAUGACCAUGAGUGAUGAGUGCAAGCUCAAUUUCUUGGAACUAAAAGCCAAACGAAACCAUUAGUUCAUUGUGUACAAGAUUGACAAAAUGACAUAAUAGGUGGUCGUAGAAAAAUUAGAAAGUCCUCAAGAACCUUACCAAGAUUUCACCGACGCCUCGCCUGCCAAUGAAUGUCAUUAUGUCAUCUUUGAUUAUGAUUUCAUUAUUGACAAGAAUUAUCAGAAAAGCAAGAUUUUCUUCUUUACACACAAAACUAAAUGACACACACUAUUGGUCCUUGAUGCGUCAAGGGUGAGAAGUAAGAUGCUUUAUACAAGCUCAAAGGAUAAAUUCAAGCGAUAAUCAAAUGGGGUUCAAGUUGAGUUGCAAACAACUGGUCCUAGUGAGUUGAGCUUGGACAUCAUCAAAGCUCAAGCUUUCUAA
Molecule: messenger RNA, 426 nt
Organism: Gossypium raimondii (Peruvian cotton)
Lineage: Eukaryota; Viridiplantae; Streptophyta; Magnoliopsida; Malvales; Malvaceae
Product: actin-depolymerizing factor
Exons: 2
Biological process (GO): actin filament depolymerization
Cellular component (GO): cytoplasm; actin cytoskeleton
Molecular function (GO): actin filament binding
Source: RefSeq, a predicted model, not a curated record